UUAUCGUGCGUCCCUACAAGUCAUGCUGUAUCAUGGCCAACUGCUGUGCCGCCUGCUAACGCGCUGCCUGCACACAACACACGCUCAAUGGCAGCUCAACCAUUACGAUGCCCUGGGCAUUGGCAAACGCUCCACACAGAACGAAAUCAAGGCGGCUUACUAUAAGCUCUCCAUGAUCUACCAUCCGGAUCGCAACAAGGGCAGCGAAAGCGCAGCCAAAAAGUUUCGCGAGAUCAGCCAGGCCUAUGAGGUACUUGGCAAUUUUCGGCUGCGACGCCUCUACGACAAAGGCAUUGUGCACACAGCCGGUGCCCAAUACGCGCAGGAUAUACCCGAUGUGGAAGUGAAAGUCGAAGAUGACGCAGAGACCAAAUUCUAUAAGUCUCGCUUUAAGAAGUCCAAGGUGGCCGAUGCUGAAGGACGCACGCCCAUCUACGAUUUCGAUGAAUGGAGUAGGGCACACUAUGGCAAAAGCUUUGAACGACGCCAGGCGACGCAGGCCAAGCACGAGCGAUUGCGUAUGCAAAAGGAGCAGAGUAGAGUAUCUAUUGAAAAUGAUCUAGUUAUGUUUGCCUUUAUAUUUGCGGGCAUAGCCAUGUACCUGAUGUUUAUGGCUGAGACAUCAUACGAUACGCCCAAGCGCAGGGCGGAGGAUCGUUACAAGCAAGACCAGGAUCAGAAGGCAGUACCAGUUGCCACAUCAACUGACGAGGUGUAGCCAAAAAGCAGAGUCUAGUUCACUUUAGUAUAGGUUUAAGCUUAACUGUUUAAAAUAAAUACGCAAAUUGUACAUUAAAC
Molecule: messenger RNA, 798 nt
Organism: Drosophila novamexicana
Lineage: Eukaryota; Metazoa; Arthropoda; Insecta; Diptera; Drosophilidae
Product: dnaJ homolog subfamily C member 30, mitochondrial
Exons: 1
Coding region: 23-718 (231 amino acids)
Source: RefSeq, a predicted model, not a curated record